This is a messenger RNA of Colletotrichum spaethianum, 2679 nucleotides long. RefSeq names its product protein bir1. Bases 1 to 2679 code for a protein of 892 amino acids. The transcript is spliced from 5 exons. Lineage: Eukaryota; Fungi; Ascomycota; Sordariomycetes; Glomerellales; Glomerellaceae. The record is from RefSeq and is a predicted model, not a curated record.
AUGACCGACAACCUGGCCUUCGAGGGCCUGGUCCCCAACGAAUACUUCACCUACGAGGGCCGCCUGGGCUCUUUCCACCAAGUCUAUCCAGCGCCGAAACGACGCCAGUCUGGCGCUACUAAGGGUGCUAAGAACCUGACUUGGCCUCACAUGAAAUACCUCGCCCCGGAGGAGCUCGCGAAAGCAGGAUUCGUUUGGCGCCCUUUCCCCGAUAACCCCGACAACGUCGCAUGCUUCCUCUGCAACAAAUCCCUCGAUGGCUGGGAAGAAGGCGACAAGCCCCUUGAAGAGCAUCUCAAGCAUUCCCCUGACUGCGGCUGGGCCAUUGUUGCAGGCAUCGAAGCCAACCUGAACGGUUUGGCGUCCGAGGACCCAGCCAGCACCCGGAUGAUUGCGGCCAGAAAAGCAACUUUUGAUGGGCGGUGGCCCCACGAGGGAAAGAGAGGCUGGAAGAACAAGAUUAAGCAGCUCGCCGAGGCAGGCUGGAAGUACACACCUUCCCUCGAAUUCAACGACAUGGCGACAUGCACCUACUGCGAGCUUGCCUUGGACGGCUGGGAACAAAAUGACAAGCCCAUGGAUGAGCACUUCAACCGAUCACCCGGCUGCCCGUACUUUGCCUUAGUCAACCAAUACGCCGCCACGAAGAAGACCAAGGGCAAGGGAGCUAGAGGCUCCAAGGCAGCAGCGAGGCUCUCCGUGCAGUCCGUCGCGACAGCAAAUUCUGACAUCACGUCGAUGACAGACUUUCCCGCCGAACAAGACGACAGCGUCCUGACAACAUCGUCUACUAUGGCCGGCAAGAAAGGUGCUCGAGCCAAGAAGGCCACAUCAAUUACCAAGGGCCGGAAGACCAAGGCCAAAAAGGAUGAGCCCGUCGAAGUGGUUGAAGAUGAAGCGAUGCCGGAAGAGGUGCCACCUCCACAUGCAUCUAAGCCAACACGAGGACGCAAGCGGACAAGUGACGAGGUAGACGACUCUGCUCUUACCAUCUCUGAGGCACCCGCUCCAAAGAAGCGCACAGCCCGCGGUCGUGGCAAGGCUACUGCCGACAGCUCGAUGGCCGAGCAUUCACAAGAUAUCAGCAUUGCCGAUGCACCACCGCCAGCGAAGGCGCCCAAAGGCCGGAAAACCGCCAGCGCUUCCGGCACCAAGGGAACACGUAAAGCCUCGACAACGUCGCAGAGAUCAACAGCCUCGUUGGCGUCUUCGCGGGCCGCCCCAGGCGCCUUUCCCGACGACGAUGAUGACGAGAUCACCCGACAGCUUGAGGCUGACCUCGAACGGCCAUUGACUGACGACGAGGACAUUAUGCAAGACUCCGACUCUGAACGGCAAAGGACAAAGAAAAGCCGCGCUGGCAAGGAUACUGCCGCCAGCCCCGAGCCCUCGGGCAACCACGAAAUGUUUGACGCCGAACCGUAUGUCGCGAAUGAGGAUGACGUCGAUGAAGAGUUGAAGCAACUAGAGGCCGAGAUGACCAUUGAUGAGCCCGAAGUGCUUGAAGUGCCAAAGAAGGGGCGCAAGGCCGCGGGAGCCCGUAAGGUGUCUAAACAAACCAAGAACCAGAAGGCCAAGGUUGUGAAGGCUCCCGCUGAGGAGGACGAACUCGCGAUGCCCACUGAGCCAGUCAAGGCGGAAGAGCCUACUGCCAUGGAGGAGGACGAGAUCAGCACUGCCACCGUUAUAACAAAACCUGCUCGUGCAAGCACCGGUAAAAAGCGUGGUCGCCCCUCCAAGGCAUCCCUGGCUUCGCGUGCUUCCAUGGAAGAUGUGAGCAGGGUCGAUGAGGUAGAAGUAGUUGAACCUGAUGCUACGGCUCAAGCUGAGCUGAAUGCUGCGGUUGAGAUGGAGUCUGCGGAAACCUCGGCGCGUGAAUCAUUUGCUUCUGCACGGCAAACCCCGGCACCUGCCGAUCAUCGAGACGAAUUGGAAGAUGAGCCAGAGGAGCAUGAGGAGCCAGAGGAAUCUGAGGAACCUGAGGAAGAGCCAGAAGAAGAACCUGAAUCGGAACUGGAGCCAGAGAUUGAAUCUGAAGCUGAGGCAGAGGUUGUAUCCGAAGCUGAGGGAGAGGUUGAAUCCGAAGCUGAGGCAGAGCCGGAGGCACACGAGCCCACGCCGAGAAGCGCCGCAAAGGAGAGCUCACCGGCGUCUCCAUCUUCACCAGUGAUCACUUCAUCGGCCCGUCGCAGUCUUCGGCACCAGUCGGGGACACCUCGCAUUUCCCCUGCACAGUCUGCUCGGCAAGCAGCAGUAUCACCAUCACCAUCUCCACAGUCAUCGGAUGCCGAGAACCAGCCUCCGUCGUCAAGGCCGUCCACCUCGCAGAAACGCGUGACGCACGUGCUCGCCUCAUCCACACCAGCGCGGCCAAACUCGCCGUCUAAGCGAAAGGCUUUGGCUAGUCUCCAGAGCGCAACACCCUGGAACCCUGUCGACAUUGACCUCAUUUUUGGCUCCCCUGAAAAGUCCGACAAGAGAAAUCCCGUCGACAGACUGCUGCACAAAGGCUCUGAGCUGACGAGCCCCGAGAAACGCAUGACGGUUGAGGAGUGGAUUCACCACAACGCGAACCAGGCAGAGGCGAAGCUGCGACAGGAGUGCGAGGCCAUGGUCAGCAAGUUUGAGAGCGAGGGGAGUAAAGCCAUGAAUGUUUUGGAGGGUCUGAUUGUUGAAUGA